AUGUCAACUGAAAAACAACGUCAACAACAAAGUCCAUAUGAUUAUUCUGUUAAACGUUUAUUAUCUCAAGAUACAAAUUCAAGUUCAACAGAACGAUCGAGUGUUCUUCUAUGUCCUCCACCAAAAAAUCGUGCUCGUCGUGCUCGAACGUAUUUUGAUGAUCGAAGUAUACAAAUACUUGAACAUGCUUUUUUACAAGAACAAUAUCCUGAUAUUCAUCGUCGUGAACAAUUAUCAAAUGAAAUUGGUACAAGUGAAGCACGUGUACAAGUUUGGUUUCAAAAUAAACGUUCACGUUGUCGAAAACGUUUAUUAACAAAAACAAUUUCAAAUGAAAAUAAUAUUGAAAAUGAUGAAACAAAUUCGAAAUUAAAUCAUGAAAAUACAUUUGAUGAUUCACAAACACGAACACCUAUGAGAUCAAUUUCAACAUCAAAUGUUCUACCAUUCACUCCAACUCCUAUUCAAUCAGUUUUGGCUACACAUUUUCCUUUUUUUCUUCAGCAUUUCUAUUAA
Adineta steineri is the source of this 516-nucleotide messenger RNA. Lineage: Eukaryota; Metazoa; Rotifera; Eurotatoria; Adinetida; Adinetidae. The record is from the annotation of a GenBank genome assembly.